AAAUCCUGCCCGCACCAUCAUACUUUGAUGCUUACAUGCUUCUGACUACCAUCUGCUAUCCUCACAAAUACAACUGCAACUGCUCGGCAACUUUAAUUAGUACUGGUCGCACGAGGCUCCGAAGGAUUCGAAUAGCGUUACAUUCUGAAAGAUAGCCUCGAGUCAUGUCACCUAUGCAGAUGAAAACGCCAAAGGGGACUCGGGAUUGGGCGGGAGAAGACAUCACGCUACGUGAGCAUGUAUUCGACAAAAUUCGGAGCAUCUUCAGAUUGCACGGCGGUGCUGAACUUGACACACCUGUGUUCGAACUGAAGAGCAUCCUGACCGAUAAGUAUGGCGAAGACGCAAAACUGAUCUACGAUCUGCAAGAUCAAGGCGGAGAGUUGUGUGCCUUACGAUACGACCUUACUGUUCCCUUCGCUCGAUGGCUAGCUAUGAGCAAUGUCCGGCAAAUCAAGCGGUACCAGAUUGGCAAGGUUUAUCGACGUGACCAACCUGCGAUUGCGCGCGGGCGUCUCCGAGAGUUCUACCAGUGUGACUUUGACUACGCCGGGACGUUCGAUCUCAUGGUCCCGGACAGUGAGGUCCUUUCAGUCAUUGUCGAAGUGUUUGAAGCCCUUCGAAUCAACGUCACCAUCAAGUUGAACCACCGAUGCAUAUUGGACGGUAUGUUUGCCGCCGUGGGGGUGCCCCAGGACCAGCUACGCUCGAUCAGUUCAGCGGUCGACAAGUUGGACAAAUCACCCUGGGAGGAGGUCAAGAAAGAGAUGUUACAGAAGGGCUUGGCUGCGGAGGUGGUAGAUAAGCUUGGUAGCUAUCUCUUAUCCAGUGACAUCAGCAACGCGAGCGAUAUUGAAAGUACCCUUUCGUUCAUCAAGAGCGAUGAGGUGCUAAUGGCGAACGAAGAUGUCAAGAAAGGCGUACAGGAGAUGGAGCUUCUCUCGCAAUAUCUCAGCGCAUAUGACAUCGCGACGUAUGUCAAAUUCGAUCUGUCACUUGCCCGAGGGUUGGACUAUUACACUGGGUUGAUCUACGAAGUCAUCCCGGAAUCAUUCUCCACGGUAAACGGUGCUGCGCUACAAGUGGGUAGCAUCGCAGCAGGCGGCCGGUACGACACACUCGUCGGCAUGUUCAGCAGGCGCGAUAUACCUUGCGUGGGCAUCUCUUUUGGGGUCGACCGCAUCUUGACCAUCCUCAACGCUCGUCAAAACAGAGUUGAGGAUCCGAAACCCAAGAUCGACACGUGGAUCAUAGCAUCCGACAGCAGUUCGCUUGUUGAGGAGCGCAUGGCUAUUGCCCGGGAAUUGCGACAGGCAUAUAUUAGCGUCGACUUUAACCCGAAUGCUUCUCAGAAGCCACGGAAACAAUUAGAGGCAGCAGACUGUGUGGUGGUUGCAGUCUAUCUGGAAGAAGAUACAGAGACUGCUGGAGGGAUACGUGUCAAGGUUCUCACUUUGCCUGAAAAGAACCUUGACAAGGCGACGGUGGUUGAUCGUGAAGAUCUAGUAGACGAGGUGAGAAAGCGUUUAGUAUAGGCAGAAUGCCUUUCGAGAAGCGUAAAGAUCUUUUGACUGCAUGAACAAUGGACAUGUACGUAUUCAGGCUCAGUGAAGUCAAGCCGCUCGAAUGUUAAUUCUUACUCGAUGGAGUACAAUGUCUAAUCCAUCCACAUGC
Molecule: messenger RNA, 1674 nt
Organism: Cucurbitaria berberidis CBS 394.84
Lineage: Eukaryota; Fungi; Ascomycota; Dothideomycetes; Pleosporales; Cucurbitariaceae
Product: histidyl-tRNA synthetase
Exons: 4
Coding region: 165-1535 (456 amino acids)
Biological process (GO): mitochondrial translation
Cellular component (GO): mitochondrion; cytoplasm
Source: RefSeq, a predicted model, not a curated record